AUGGAUGCAGACACGUUUGAUGGUAUGGCAACAGGUGCGGCGGCCAGCGAUACGCCAAGACGGCCAAUUGACAACGACAGCCAGACAAUGGACGACACGCACGCAUCGGAGUCACCUCAAUGGCCCAAGAACGAAAGUGCACAAAAGGAGGUCGACCACACGAUGACUCCUCAGGCAGAAACACCAUUACACCUCUUUCUUGGCGAACUCGACUUAGAAUCCGAUGCCGAAGCCAAGCUCGCAGAGUUGUCCGCCAUUCUUGCAGCGUCACCAGAAGACAUUGAUACUCGAUCAUUGGAACCCCCCCACAAGACCCCUUUGCAGAUCGCGAUUGAGAAAGACGUUAUCCGGGCCUUCAACUUGCUGAUACAAGCUGGUGCCGAUGUCAAUGCCUUGGAUGGAGAAAAUACACAUUCAUUUUACCACGCACUUGCAUAUCCGAAUAGCCCGUACUUGAAAGUACUCUUGGAACGCGUGGGCCAAACAGAGCACCCUAACUCUAGCGGCCGGUGCUUUCUCCAUCUCUGGGGCUUUUAUCACCAAGAAGAAAGUAUAAUGCGACGUGUGUUUGAGUUUCACCGACAUUUCCUGAACGAACAAUCAUUCCCUUCACUCCAAACACCACUCAACUAUGCUGUCUAUCACGAAAAAAAGGAAGUCGUUGCUUUUUUACUUGAACAAGAGCCAGAUCUUGGUAUCGUGGAUUGGAAUGGAUGUUCGCCCUUGAUGGUGGCGCUCAGGAAAAGUACUUCCGAGAUUUUUGACAUUCUGGUUAACCAUCUAUUCGAACCUGGGAGGGAACUCACCGCGAAAGAUGUCAUCAGCCGGAACAGCAAGCUAGGAGUAUCUAUUUUCAUGGAAUUCCGCAGGUCGAGGUCUGGCGAUGAGGCAUGGGAAGCCUCUUUUGCCAAGCUUCUUGCCAACAUUCUUGAAAAUUUUCCUGACUUAGAAUUCAAUACGACCCCGGAUUACGAGGACCUUCUGGACUUUGCGAUGUUUUCGACGAAGCACUUCAAGAACAAAACCAUGAGCAAAUUCGCGUUGAGGGUCAUUGAUUGGGUACCGAAAAGAUUACUUUUCCAGAGGUUCCAGGAAGACGCUGCUUUCAUGGAUGAGCUUCUUUGCUGGCUUGCAUGUCAACAAGAGCGGCACUAUGUGGCCGUUCCCAUUCUCAAAGAACUGCAUGCUCAAGAGCAGACUGGAAAUAUCGACCAGAAUGGCUGGACGUUGGAUCACUGGGCAAUAUAUCAUAGGUUGCCUUCAGUGCUUCUACGGUGCCCGCCUUUGACACCCGACGACAAAACUCGCGGCCUGGAGAUUAUUGGUCAACUGAAAAAGUCAAGCAAAACAAAGGAGCAGCAGCCUUUCGCAAAAGACAGUGCCAGGGAAGUGAAACAAGAGAAUCAAAGCACCAGGAAUGAGGAAGGUCGUACAGAAACUCAGGCUCGAGUCCUCGACGGAAUGAAACAUAUCCUUGACUUCAUCGGCCUAGAGACAACCCUUAGAGCCAGGGAGCCCCUCAGAAUCACCAAACCGACCAGCAGCGGAAUCAAAGAUUGCUUGAACGAGUUCCAGGCAAGCAUUGUCGAAGCCCGACAAAACGAAAAUGAGUUCAGCAUGGGUACUAGAUUUAGGGGGGUCUACAAUACCAUUUAUGAUGAGAAGGAAAGUUUCACGACAAUCAGAGACGCAAUAGAACAGUUCCAAAAGUCGACUAAGAAGUUGGCUCCAAGCACCCAAGUGCCUGGGGAAGGCCUCACGUGGGUCCAUCUUCCAGCAGCCAAUAUGCCGUUUAUCUUGGCCGACUAUAAGCGACAUGAAACAAACACUAAUAGGAGAGACUUCCAAGACAUUCUAAAUGGCUACUACCAAAGCCGGGGCUCCGUCGUUCAUGAUGCACCUACACUGGACGAGCACUACUACCACUUUGCUGCAGAUGAGGAGUCUCAAAGAGACCGAGGCCACAGGAAUAAGAAUCAAGUCUUCACCAAGUACCAGCAAGAAAAUAAGACGGAAUGGUUAAUCACAUCCGCUUCCUGUGCCGAAAUCGACAACGAGAGAACAAUUACGUUUAUCAACUCUAUCGUCGACCACCUUCGCACUCAAGUUGAAGAGGGUAGUCGUGAACGUGGCCCGAAUUCUGCUGCAGAGCUGAGCAAAUCCAUUGCCGAGUACUGCGUUGGGACUUAUGACAGACAACAAGAGGUCCAGAAAUCGAAGUCUGACAAGAAGAAUGGAAAUCAACAAAAUCUCGCGAUGGAUGUCACGAAGGACAAUGUGUCUACUGACAAAAGCGGAUCGACCACGAGGCAUGAAGCCGAAACUAGCGAGAUAUCGAUCCGCCAAACCUUUUCUAAUUUCAUCAACCGAAUUGGAAGACAAGAAGCCGACUUAUAUGGCCAGUUUUCUGGCUAUACAAGGACUUUGAGGCAAGAGGAAGAGACUAGCAGUAGUCACGGCAACCCAUUGACAACCGAGGAAGCAGUCAAGAAGGCAGCCCAGCUUUUGUUCGAGAUCAAAGAUGUCCGUGACGAGUUGAACAUACUCAGAACCGUUGCCGAAUUUCAACGGAAGGUUCAGUCGCGCAUGGAUGGCAGAGAGCCUGACGCGAUCAGCACUAUGUUGGAUGCAGACCUAACAGCUGCAUAUGUCAGAAAUGACAUUGAUGAAAUGGACAAGCUUGCUGGGAGGAUUAGAGAUGCUUUGCAUACCACCAUCACACUUCACGAGAGUGAGAUUUCUCUAGACCAGGGGAAAAGGGUGAUGAUGUUUACGGUGAUUACUGCUUGGUUUUCAAAGGAAAGAGACAGGAAACCUCACAGUGGGCAGCGCAUCAGCCGCCAAUACAAGGCGAAACGGGCUUUGGCGAUCUUUGUCCGGGGUGAGACAUCGAGGAAGCAGAGGCCGUGA
Messenger RNA from Colletotrichum tamarilloi, 2910 nucleotides. RefSeq lists its product as uncharacterized. Gene Ontology annotation, molecular function: transcription cis-regulatory region binding; protein binding. The record is from RefSeq and is a predicted model, not a curated record. The transcript has 7 exons. Gene Ontology annotation, cellular component: nucleus. The coding region runs from base 1 to 2910 and encodes 969 amino acids. Gene Ontology annotation, biological process: positive regulation of transcription by RNA polymerase II. Lineage: Eukaryota; Fungi; Ascomycota; Sordariomycetes; Glomerellales; Glomerellaceae.